AUGCCAGAGCACUGCAGGAUUGACAUCAUUCCUCUAAAGGUGGCAGUGAUGAGUGAACAGGCACUGGUCCAUGUGCCGUCAUCACCAUGCCAGGGCCCUGGUUACCAGACGGCCCUGCACCGAGCCGCCACGGUGGGGAACAGUGAUGCCAUGGCUGCUCUGAUUCAGGGAGGCUGUGCUGUGGACCUGCAGGACAAAGACGGCAACACGGCGCUACAUGAGGUGUCCUGGCAUGGUUUCUCUCAAUGUGUGAAACUGCUGGUCAAGUCAGGAGCUGAUGUACACAUCAGGAACAAGGCAGGAAACACAGCACUCCACCUGGCCUGUCAGAACGCACAUGCUCAGACUGCUCGCCUCCUGCUGCUCGGAGGAUCCACACCAGACACCAAGAACAACAUGGGUGACACCUGCUUGCAUGUGGCUGCUCGCUACAACAACCUGACGCUGGUAAAACUGCUGCUCGGUUCUCUGUGCUCUGUGACAGAGAGAAACCAGUCAGGGGACACAGCUCUUCAUGUGGCUGCUGCUCUGAACCAUAAGAAGACAGUUCAGCUCUUACUGGAGGCAGGGAUUGAUGGGAAAAUCAGAAACAAUGCAGGUAAAACAGCCCUUGACAAGGCCAGAGACAACAACCACAAAGAUUUAGCACAUCUCCUGGCCAGAGCUCCUCAGGUGCAUCGCUUCAUGCGAGGAAGAACAAUAAGGAAACGAAGAGAAAGACUGACAGCUGAGCGCAGGACCCGGUCUGUCACAAGAGUAGACAUUCUACCAAACAAAGACAGCAGUUCUGCGGUGGAGGAAACCCCCAGCAGUGAAAAAAUGGAGAGCAGAACUGUCACUAAGGUUGGUCCUCACCACCAUCAGCAGCAGCAGCAGCAGCAUUACAAGAAGAACCCAGCAGCCACCAUCAGCAGCCCCUACAGCCACCGAAAGAGGAGGAGAGUCAGGGAACAGGCCUUGAAUGGAAAUGAUCUUAGAAAAGGCAAGAAUGACUUUCACGUUAAGAAGAAUCUGCUGUGGCACGAUGGUGAAGAUUCUGCUGAGAAUGGAAAAAUCUAUCAGCUUUACACACUGUACCGAGACAAGGAUGGCAACAUUAGACAGGCCCCAGCUAAUGGAUGUCAUUGUAAGCCCCUGCUCAAGAAGCUGGAGGGCCAACUGAAAGCCACGCAGGAGGAAAUGAGGCUGCACAUCCUCAACAUCCAGGAGGAGGUCAACUGUAGACUGGGCAAAAUGGACCACAGGAACAGACACCAGAUGAAAGUGUUGGACAUGCUGAAUCAGGAACGAGCGGCAGCAGAGAGGAAGAACAUAAUCUACAAGAUCGAGCAGAGAGCUGUGCAGGGGAAAGAGGAAGCCCUGAUGACACAGGCAGCAGUGACUCAUGAACUGAAAAGAUGGUGUAUGUCCCAGCUGAAGGACAUGGACGUCCACAUUGCAGCCAAAAGCCAGUAUUACAAACUCCUCCCCUCACAGUCUGUGGAGCAGUCUGUAGCAGACACUGACCUCGAAUCGCUCCCCCUGCUGUCUGUGGUAUCUGGAGACAGCAGCACUUCACUGGCUACCUACGUCAACAUCCUGCCAUCUAAAUCCACAAACAGUGUAGGAGGCCAGGAGCAGGAGGGGAGCAGGACAUACUUUGAAAUGAAAGUGGACAGGUCACCAGAAGACUAUGAGAACACAGCCCUGUUUCCUCUGCAUGCCAACCAUAGCUCAGGCAUCCUGCUGGGCACUGCUGACCCUCUCUGUCAGCAUCCAGGAGUGCAGGACAGUUCCACUGCAGCAGUGGUGCCCCUGUAUGGGGAGGGCUUCUCAAGCAGCAGCAGCCAGUCCAGCAUCAGCGACCAGGGACCCAGACCAAUCCAACAUCAGCAGCAUAGCUCUGACAGACAAGAAAGGAAGCACUUUGGAGAGCUGAUGAGUGCAAGCAGGCAUACAGGAGUACACAGUGAGGGCAGCAGAACACUGGAGUUCUUCAUUGACCGUCCCACUCAGCCCACAUUCAGGCAGGAAAGGAACAAUCAACAUGCUAUGGAGGUGACUCAGCGCUUCUUUGAGACGGUGUCAACUCAGUUGGAACGCUGGUACGAGAGGAAGCUCGUGGAGGUGGAGCAGCAGACGGAGCUCAGAGCCCAGCAGGACAGGAGGGAGCUGCUGCAGCAAAUAAGCAUGCUGGAGGAGGAGCUUGAGAGGUUGAAGACCAAUGAGAAAGCAGAAGGCCUGUGCACCCUGACAGUGACUAAUGACGAAGAAAGAGUGACGGAGAAUGGAUUACCUUCUGCACUUUGAAAUUUAGCUGUGUCAGCAUGAAGGGUCCUUGCAGGGAUGUGAAG
Molecule: messenger RNA, 2333 nt
Organism: Epinephelus fuscoguttatus (brown-marbled grouper)
Lineage: Eukaryota; Metazoa; Chordata; Actinopteri; Perciformes; Serranidae
Gene: ankrd6a
Product: ankyrin repeat domain 6a
Exons: 15
Coding region: 1-2289 (762 amino acids)
Molecular function (GO): protein binding
Source: RefSeq, a predicted model, not a curated record